AUGCGGCUUGCGAACCUUCUCCGGCUGCCGUCCUCGCUGCUCCUCGCAUCACUCACCCUCGCCAUCGCCGCGCUUCCGGUCAGCUCGGACGAGGUAGAACUGCUCGUGCUCACUCCCGACGACUUCGACAAGACGGUCGCGCAUGGGGUAUGGUUCGUCGAGCACUUCUCGCCGUACUGUGGCCACUGCCGCAACUUCAUGCCCACAUGGAAGCAGCUCGUCCAAGAGAACGCGAACAUGUCCGACCCGGGCAUUCACCUCGCGCAGGUGAAUUGCGCUGUUCAUGGCGACCUCUGCAAGGCCCAUGGCGUCGACGGGUACCCUCAAAUGAAUCUUUACCGCGAUGGCGCGUUCGUCGAAAUGUACCGGCAGCCAAGAUCCUAUGACAUUCUCACAUCAUACCUCUCCGAGCACGCGGAGCCGACUUCGCUACCGGUGCUGCCUGAGACGACCGAGGUUCCGGUUGUUACUGCUGUACCCGACCCUGUACCCCAGCUCAAAGUGCAAGAGUACAGGGAUACGUACAAGCCUGCUGUUCCUGCGAAGGACUUCAACCCGGAUGGGAAGGUGCUCGCUCUCGACGACAAGACCUUCCAAAGCGCGGUGGACGAAGGUCACGUAUUCGUCAAGUUUUACGCGCCCUGGUUACACUCUGACGAGCCGUCGUACUCAAGGUGUGGGCACUGCAAAAAACUGGCGCCCAUCUGGGCGCAGCUCGCAGGGAAGAUGCAGCACAAGCUCGCCAUCGCUGAAGUCAACUGCGAAGCCCACGAUUCGCUAUGCCGAGCGGAGGGCGUACCAGGCUUCCCGCAGCUCAUAUAUUACGGAGGAAAGGGCGCAGGCAAGGUCGAGUAUACUAGCGGGCGCAAGCUCGAGCAGCUGAAGGCCUUUGCGGAGAAGGUUUCCGGGCCGCCGAUCCAGGAGCUGUUCUACCAGGACCUCAGCGCGCGUAUCGAGGAGUAUCCCGUACUGUAUCUUCUGCUUCAUCCCUAUUCUGACGGCGCCGUAGUUAAUGACGUCGUAGAAGCCGCUCAGGCUCUCUUUGGCUCGCCCCCAGUCUUCACGUCGGCGGCUCCCCAGUUGUACGAACACUUCAACGUACAACCUGACUCCGCCGUGGUUCUCGCACUGAAGGACCACGACGCCGUCCCGGCCACCGUCUACCGACUCCCCGCAACACGGUCGGCAAGCGACAAGGUCGCGCUCGUCGACUGGUUGCUGAAGAACCGCCUCCCAACGAGCAUGGCGCUCGACUCGGACACGUUCCAGGACGUCAUGAACGCGCCCCACAAGCCGCUCGUCGUCCUCGCCGCGGCUCCCCCCACGCAGCUUCAGGCCACCGCCGACGACGUCCAGCGCAUCGCGAAGCAGUGGCGGAACGCGAAGGGCGGGCCGGGCGUGACGUUCGUCUGGAUGGACGCGGACAAGUGGGCCAAGUGGCUCAAGGGCAUGUACGGCAUCAAGGCGGACAAGGAGGCUGUAUGCGGGAGGGCGUUGGUGACCUUCUUUGGUCCUCCGCAGGGUUUGGUCUACUACGACGUGGAUCAAUACGGCGUGAAGAUCCAGCUCACGACCACCAGCGUGUUCUCCGCGAUCCAAGGCGCACAAGCAGCAACGAUCCCCUACAAACAUUCAGAGAACAUCGUCGAACGCAUGGCUCGGUACCUGAACGGCAAGUUGACUUCCAUCGAGUCGUCUGUGCUGCUGUACCCUUGGCGCACGUUGUCCUUCAUUGUUCUCGGUAUACUUGUCGUAGUUUUCCUUGCACGACGGCUCUUCAGCUCAGACGUUGAUGCAGGCCAUGGGGUUUAUCGCAAAUCGGACAGGCUAGAUUAG
Messenger RNA from Fomitopsis serialis, 1836 nucleotides. RefSeq names its product thioredoxin-like protein. Bases 1 to 1836 code for a protein of 611 amino acids. Gene Ontology annotation, biological process: protein folding. Lineage: Eukaryota; Fungi; Basidiomycota; Agaricomycetes; Polyporales; Fomitopsidaceae. Gene Ontology annotation, cellular component: endoplasmic reticulum. The record is from RefSeq and is a predicted model, not a curated record. The transcript is spliced from 9 exons. Gene Ontology annotation, molecular function: protein disulfide isomerase activity.